AUGGAUUACAUCUACAGUCAAGCUGAUACCGUGGCGAUUUUCCUGGGACCCCAAUCAGAAAUCGACAGCAGCAAAGUAGCUUUCGAAUUUAUGAAAAGCGUUUCUGAUUGGAGCCGCACAAAUACCUUGGACUCGAAAUUUAUAAGAGAUCAAAAACGAAUGUCAUCUGUUGUUCGCUUGUUCGAGAGAAGCUAUUGGAAACGACUCUGGGUCAUGCAGGAGGUCUUUCACGCCAAGCGAGCCGAUGUCUACUGUGGUUCAGAUUAUAUGCCUCUGGAUACUAUCUUCUCUGCGUGCGAAGCUUUCAAGAGCUUAUCGGACGAUAUUGAGAGAUAUUUUCCUGCCGGGAAAGUCAUCCGGACUUCGGAGAAUCACUACUCCUACGCGCAAACGCUGACAACGCAGGGCCCGACCACUUUGCUUUCCCCUUUCACACUCCUACGACACGAGGCUCUGGAAGUCCUGCGCAUAUGCAGGAGUAAACUCGCAGCUCGACCUCAAGAUAAGAUUCUCGGCGUCUUGAGCCUUCUACCACAAGAUGUCAGGUCGAUGUUUCAACCCAACUUCCAUCUCACAACACAGGAGGUCUUCACGGAAAUUGUCGUCUGCAUCAUCAAAUGCUCAAGAACUUUGGACGUCAUUUGCGAAUCUAUCCGUUACCCCUUCCACCAGAAUUCUUUUGGCUUGCCAAGCUGGGUGCCGGACUGGUCUCAUUCCCCUGACACUUUGUCACUUGCCGCAACUCAUCUUUCACAUCGCCGCCCGUUUCGGGCAUGCCCAGCUGAAAUUAAAUUAGAGCUUUCGGUAAAGCCGCCAGUAUUUAGCGGAGGUGAGCUGCGAGUAAGCGGGAUCCAAAUUGGUACUAUAACGGCAAGAGGUAUGGCUGUUGGCACGCUCGGCCGACUUUCCGACUACCUCAUGGCUUUCUUGGAGUGGAGACACCUUCUACAUGACUAUGAGCAUGAUAGAGAAAGCCACACAGAAGCAUUCUGCAGGACUCUGUGCCUGGGCGAUGUCCCGGAAAGGUUGCGGCAAAUGGAUCCAUGGCGACGUGCUACGUUUGAUCUUUUUUGCUCAAUUCCUGGGAGAACGCUUGGGAAGACUACCUCUGGACGAAGAACUGCUGUUGCACCAGAAGAAGGGGCGUGA
Molecule: messenger RNA, 1149 nt
Organism: Colletotrichum siamense
Lineage: Eukaryota; Fungi; Ascomycota; Sordariomycetes; Glomerellales; Glomerellaceae
Exons: 2
Coding region: 1-1149 (382 amino acids)
Source: RefSeq, a predicted model, not a curated record